AUGGCCUUUCCUAAAGUGAUAGCAGCGUUCCACGCAAUCUACGAUGUGAUCGGUCUUCCUGGUAAUUUAUUGGUCAUAGUGACUAUCAUCUUGGAAUCAAGAUUUCAUGUGAUGCGAUAUAUUUUACUGGCAAGUCUCGCUUUAUCAGACUUUCUGCUGUUGGUCCUCGUCAACUCAUUCCGCAUCGAGAGCAUAGCGCAAGAACAAUGGUUAUAUGGCCAAACAAUGUGUCAUCUCAACCCAUUCUUCAUGAGGUAUUUCUACAUUAACACGAUUCUUCACUUGGUCGCAGUGUCUUAUGAUCGAUACCUAGCGAUCGUCAGGUCUCCUUUGACGUAUUAUGGCAACAUUACAAAAACCAGAGUAGCAUUUAUGGCUCUCAUCUGGAUAAUCCCGAUUCCGUUUACAAUCGGUCCAUUCCUUGGUUGGGGAAAAUACGUUUACAAUCCAGAGGUGUUCUACUGCGAGCACAGUGAAACAAAUAGAGGAAAAAGGGGUAUUCUACCGAUCGUUACCCUUACAGUACCUUUCCUUUACAUUGUCUUCCUAAACGUUUCAGUAUACCAGACGGCGAGAAGACAGAUAUACGACAUGGAAGUCCAUGUGCGUGGCCAUGAAGGUGCUGAAGGCCUUCAACAACAAGAGAGGAUAACAAGGCGACUAACGGAUCGCAAGGCAGCUGUUGAUGUCGCCAUCAUCAUCGCCGCAUUUCUGGUGUGCCUUCUCAUAGUCCGUAUUACAGCUCUUUGUCGCCAGGGAAUAGAUGUUCCAGCCGAGGCAGUUCAUGUUACAACGUGCAUUUACUUCCUAAGUACACUAUGCAACCCUAUCAUCUAUUCCAUCCGUAAACGAGAAUUUCGUAAAGCAGUGAAGAAAAUUUUCAGAAGGGCUGGAGCUUGUCGUGAUUCUAACGAAAACGGCACAAUUUGACUUAAAAUUUUUAGCCUGCGUAGCAAGUGCCGUUUUUUUCAGGGCGAAGAGAGAAAUUUCGAGGACGCGCGCACGAAAAUUGCGAGAAGUGACAACAAGACAGCACAAAAGUCGUCGAUUCACAAAUCAUCUCAAUCUUUUCUUUCUUUUGUUAUUAAGACAUAAACGAAAGUGCAGAUUUUCUGCUGAGUAAACUUCCGUGGGGCAUGUAUUUUCCAUACUGCACUUUCUCCCUCAAUUUGCUCAUGUGCAAAAGUGUCCGCUUUUUUCCAUCAUGGGUUUUUAAAACUUUUUCAACGUUGGGUUUUGCCAACGUUAUAAUCUAGGAAAAGCCGCACGGAGGUGGGACAGUGUAGUCUUGUUGUAGUCUUAUCCAGCGGUAACCGCUAGUUUAUGGUUUGUGGUACUUACUUCCACAUCAAUGCCAUUGAGGUAGCUUUUAGACAAGCAACAUAAAACAGGAAUAUGAAAUUCCUACUAAAUAAUGUAUAACUACAAAAACAAAAGGGAUCGAUUUAGAUAUAGACAUAAAAACUGAAAACAUUUAAUAAAAAAAAGGGUCUGCGACGACUUUAUGUCACUGAAUUGUCAAAUGUAAGAAAAUUAACAUGGGUGGCGAAUAAAUAAGAAAAAAAAAAGUGUGAAAAAGUACGCAUGCAUUAAGCAGGAAAAAGAGUAAAAAUGGCGGAAGAGGUUGACAAUCAGAAAUAAAAGGUUUCAUACUGAAUGAGUUGUGCUUGCAUGUUUAAGUAUCAGUCUAUUUGAUUCUUUUAUAAUUAGACUUAAAAAAAAGUUAAACGCUCAAGCAGUCAAUCUCCCUUGGCAUUACUUAAAAAUGUUUAAGUUCUCAUUAAGUUGGCCCAGUGUACUGGAUACAAGGACAAUAGGUAAUUUAAGGUUGAUCCAGUAAUGAGAGCUGAACUGCCGAGAGAAGCUUUUAAAAUUUUAAUUUGCAGAUGAUCACUAAGAACCGACACUUAUAUUAACACUCGAGGAAACUCCACUAGCGCCAAAUUUUUUGAUGCAGUUGUCAAUAACAACGUCACGGUGCGGACACUCCAACCCGGACACUUCAAAGAAUAUUGUCGAAUCACCUUUUCUGAAAACAAGGAUUCUGAACUUUAUUUGCAAACGAACCAAUAAAAUUCAAGGCUCAACUAUGCCACCGUUAACAACUUUAAAGCCGUUCGAACUUACCUGACCUCUCCAGAAUGAGCCCUUAAUUUAUGAAUGUUAUUGGUCUGUUUGCAUGCAAAUAAACUUGAAAAUCUCAUGUUUUCAGAAAACGUUAUGAUUGGACAAUCUUCUUCCAUGUGUCCCGGUUUGAGUGUCCGCACUGUGAGGUUCUUGCCUCUGAUGAUACAAUAUGCAAUUACUUUUUUGAAAUGAUCAGGUUUAACUUGUUUUUCCUUGAUUUUUGAGAAGUGAUUUUCACCCCAACAAACAAGGAAUAAGGGGAAAACAAACAGGGAAUCGAAAACUUUACUGAAAAUAAUACAUGUGUUCCAAUCAUAUGAUACUUUUCUAAAGUAGUAUCACAAUAUUUUGGUGUUCAUUAAAUAAAAGCGAUUUCUUGGAAACUUUAAGUCAAUAUAUCCUGUGUUUUUUGUUAUGGUGUAGAAUUAAGUGAACAUGAGCAUCAUGAACGGAACGAAAGAUGUGACGAACUUUUCCCAAGAAAAAUUUAAAUGUUAUUUGCAGUGUCAAUUUUAAAAGCACAUACAUUUGAUAAUAAAAGGGAAAAAAACAUAAAAACCUAUAUUUAUGUUACAUUACAUUCAUAAACAAAGUACACAACGAAUAAGCCAUUUCAGCCAUGGUCUUUCCUCAAGUGAUAGCAGCCUUUCAGGCUGUUUUCAACAUAAUCGCUCUUCCUGGAAAUUUAUUGGUUAUAGCGACGGUCAUCUUGGAAUCAAGCCGGUGAUUUUAUGUUAAGCGAUAUGUUUUACUAGCUAGUCUAGCGUUAUCGGACCGGCUGAUACUAAUCCUUGUUUUUAACAGUCAUUCCGCAUCGGAAUUACAGCGAAAGAAACCCUGGCUCCUAACACACGUCACGCAAGUAACUAGUUUAGACUGAGUGAUUGUAUUACUUGUAUAUCAUUCUGUUACCGGAUGUUGAACUUAGUACGUUAUUCGCACGGCAAUAACACUCAAUGCUCACAGUUCGAGCUGCACACCCAUUCCCGUCUGGUAGUAAAGAAUAUAAAGAGGAAAUAAGGUUGUCAUGGAAUACACAUUCACAAUAACGCCAAAAAAAGGCGGCUAACAUUAUAAACAAUCGAGGCCAUUUCCCUUCAAUUGAGGAAGUUAAUGAACAGGCACAAUAGACCUUAUUCACGAUACCCGCCAUCUUUUCGAAUCUUUGGACACGCUUACGCGCUAAUUGGAUAAAAGCAUAUGCCAAGUUGCACUGGGGCAAACAAGCCAAUAAAAAAAUCGUGGUUGUGUUUGUUUGGACAAGGAAUAAUUAUGUUGUUGUUUUCUUUUGAAUAAGAGCAAUUCGUAUCUCUCUUUGUAAAUCCAUUUUACUAAUCGGCUUGAGCCGCUCCUUAAGAAUCAGCUGUAAUUAUAGUUGAUUUUACUUCUCAACCAUACUUCUAUGUCACUGAUUUGUACAACAAAAAGAGCGAUCAGUUUUCAUCCAUCCAUUUCAAUAAAAGCAAAUCGAAUCACUUCUCACUAUAGCGGACAAACUCGAACCGUGACUUGGUUGUAUAAACAUGCGGCACCGAAGAAAGACGAAAAAGCUAACCCCGGAUCAAAUUAAAAUAUAUUAAGAUUUGAACUCGAAGCUUUAUGUAGUGCAAAAUAAUUAUUAAUUUUCUUUUAGCAGAACCACUUGUAAUAAAAUAAUAAUAAUAAUAGUAAUAGUAAUAAUAAUAAUAAUAAUAAUAAUGGUCUUUAAAAAAUUGAUUGAAAAGUCAAACCUCAAUCAAAAGCCACUGUAAAACGAAUACGACAAAACUGCGGCGAUUAAAAUGACAACUGAAUUUAAAAAAUUCAACGUCUACGCUUAUUUCGAGCAGGCCUACCUUUCUUAGGCAAUGUUGACACUAAAAAUGAUGGCUUUUCGUGGUGACACAAAAAGCUUUGAAAACCUCUUCGAUAUGUGACUCUCCGCUUGAGAGAUCAUCGCGGCGCAUCUUCGCUCUAUUAUAGAAAUAGCGCUGAAAUUACCGUACGGUUCUUAUGUGUGCUAAGAAAUCGGCCUUUCCGUGCAUGGUUACUGAGUUGUCAGAAGUGCGUUUCAUGCCGGUCACAAGUAUGAUUUCUGGUAAUUUCCCUCGGAAAUCUUGACUGAUUUUAAUAGCUUGUAUUUUCUACUUCCACUUCAAAUUUUCUGUCACAGUAUACCCUGGCUCCAGAGGUCCGUUCUCGAAAUAACUAAGAUGAAAUAGACCGUGCUCCUGGUGCUCACGCUUUGAUUUAGCUCCCGAGACGGACGUUUUAUUUUUCUAUCGGCGUUCAUGCCUCGUUGAGCGGCUUCACCGCGAACCAUCAGUAUUUAUCAGUAUCGAUAAGAAAAAAAUAAACUAAUGACUACAUAAAACAACUCGCAGUAGGUGUGACUUUCAGUAAUUUAAAUUAUUACAUGAAAAUUAGACGACAGAAUAAAUAUUUUACCGUGAAACUAUGAAUAUUGCAUCAAUCUUUACUAACCUUUGGUUUUCAGUGUGUUACCUUGACGAAAGUCUUUUCCAUUCACGUCUUUUUCCUUGAAGUUACAAAAUAUGGCAAAGUAAGUUGGAUAUUUGUGAAAGACUCUCCGUCCAAAGCAUUUUUAAUUCGAGUCUUCCUUUGCCAAAUAAAUAUUUUUCACAAAUUUUAAACGUGGCGCGCUGUACAAAAAUAGAAAAGCGUUUCUGAUUGGCUUGUUUAAUGCACGUGCUAGCGACAUUUUUGCUUGCAAUCAUAGUUAAUUAUAUGCAUCCUUCUCUUGGUUGUUCAGUUUUAAUUCAAACAGUUUUUCAAAUUAAUACAAUUUUGAAUCUGACGAAGAUAUGAGACACGUGGAAACAUGGCUAACAAACUAAGUGAAAAGCGUCGUAAUAGUUUUGAAACUCGUCAUUCAUUUAUUGUUUUUUCGAAAAAAUUGUGUUGUAUUGAGAGAUUUUAGAAUUCACUGUUUUCGCCGAGACCAUUAUGCACCAUGUUUACCUCCCAAACUUUUGCAUGACCAUUGACUUCGAUUUCUCUUGGGACGACUGUACUUGAUCCAGGAGGAAUUAGAAACAAUGGUUAUGUAAAAUUUUGGGUUUAAACACGGUGAAUUAUGGUGCAGGUCUCGUGUGAAAAGAGUGAACACAAAAAUUCUAUAAAUCCUACGGAACCGCAAUCCUGCUCAGGGCUUUUUUUUUUUUAUCCUACUCCCCUUUCUAGGACUUGCAACAAUAGAGGAAGGCCCCAUUUAACUUUUAGUAUAAAAUUCCCUUGUUGUUUUUUGUUUCAUAUUAUUUUCUGCUUCCUAGCAAACUGUAGGGGUACCCUGGUUGGGAAAUUCUUCGAAUCUGUCAUGAUGAGAGCAAGCCAGAGGGAUGGGGGGUGGGGGUAGGGGUGGUGCGAGGUUGGGGUUAGGGUUAGGGUUAUGUCGCCUAAAAAAUAUGUACCGUCCAACAGGGUUAGUGUUUGGAUUCCUCCUAGAACAAAGUGUGAACCUUGGCGAUGCGCAGUGUAUAAGUGUGUAACCUGCACCACAGACGAAACUAAACACUAUUUAAGUCGGAAGUCUGCGAACCAGCGCCAAAAUCCUUGUUCUGGGGCCUCCACCCGUGUACCAGGAUUUGAGUACGUGUCAUGGUUGGCCUGUUAAUUAAAAAAGCCUUGGUCGAUUUUCCAAUCAGGUUGAAAGGAAAUUCGAAAUGUACUUCCGAUAAUUCGUCGGGACCCAGAAGAAGGAUCUCAGCACUGUUUCGCAAACGUUACUAACCGAGAUUAAUAUAUUGAUUAAAAUACGUCUUCGACGCAGGCUAUACACUUUCUCAAAACCCGUUUCUGGUUUCUGCUUGUUAGUCCCGACUUCUUCGCUCGAUCGGUUUCGCUCGCUUCGCCUUCGGCACCCACGCAGUCGACUUACACCGCUCGACUAGUGGCUAAUUAACUUGUGGCAAGUCUACGCAGGUUACAGUAUAGAGUGUUUUCACAUGACGUCACGGCGGCCAUAUUGGUGUCCCAAAACAAUGAAACGGCGGCCAUGUUGGUGUCCCAAACCAGUCCUGUGGGAGUUGAACUCCUUUCUUAUGCAAACGCUUUCUUUUGUUCCAAACAAUUUGCAUAGAUGCUGGCCACGUGAGUGAAAACACUCUAUACCAGAGAAAAGAGGCCUCUGCUAGCAGGCUGCUAGCAUGCAAAUCACCCAGUGAAAUGGAAAUCCAAGAGAGUCUUGGAUUCUGGAUUCUACGCCGUGGAUUCCGGAUUCCAAGGCACUUGAUUCCAGUCCUUGUCAGUGGAAUUUAGAUUCUGGAUUGCAAGCCUUACAAGGAUUGCGGAUUCCUUGAGCUGUAUUCUGGAUUCCAAAGACGAGGAUUUCAGAUUCCACAAGCAAAAAUUUCACUGGUUUCGGAAUCCGGACUCCCUUAAAUCGGGCGAAUGGUCCCUUACAUGGGGCGAAUGGAAAGGCUACAGGUGUGGUACUCACAUUUAAUCUUUUUCUUUUCUAAUUUUUUCUUAAUCAGUUUUAAAAAAAUAACUUCAUUCGGUUUCGGAAAAUGAAACGAAUCAGGGUUAGGGGGAAAGGUCUCCUGUCUUAAUUAAACAUGGGAGCAAAAUGAACCAAGACUACUGAUCUUAAAAACAGAUAAACGGCAAACUUAUCCUGACGGCAAAGCGACGAGGAAGCUUACAGGGAGACGCCCCUGCAUUGGAACAGAGUUAUACUCUUCAGGAUUAUAUGCUUCUGUUUUGUACAAUCGUUUAAAUAGAAACUUAGCUAAACAAACUUGAACUGCAAAAUGAUCACUAUCGUAGAACAACUUUUAACUUAAUUUAACUUAAAGAGUGUCUAAAUGGGCUUUCAACCGACGUAUAUUGGUAAGCAAGUUAUGAGUUUCCCUUUAACAAUGAAAAAAAUUACAAAUAGUGCCUGGUUAUGAUAUUUUUCGUGGGCAACUAGUAAUUUUGGGUGCGUGACACCCGUCCAGCACUUUUUCUUCCAAUCCAAUAGAUCGUCCUUGAUCGUCCUUCUCAUGAUUUCCUGUCCAAUCAAACGCUGUCGUUGCCGUUUAAAUCUGAACAAGCUCCGAUCAUUCUGAACAUUUUCCUCACCGCGUUACGGAAUUCUCUUUUACGGAUGGAAUAGAUGAUUGGGUUACAUAUUGUGUUGAAGAAGAAAAUGCACAUUGUGACAAAAACUACCUCGGGUGGAAAAUUGAUUUCUGGGACAAACUGGCUACAAACACCUCUAAUCGAGCCCGGGAGAAAGCACAGAAAAAACGCGGUGAUAAUGAUGGCGACAUCGACAGCUGCCUUUCGAUCUCUUAGUCGCCUCGAUGCGAUCUCUUGCUGUUGAGGGCUUUCAGUAUCAACAGGGCCACCUACUCGGACUUCCAUCAUGGCUUUAAUCUGUCUUCUCACUGUUUUGUACACAGAUACGUUUAGAAACACGAUGAUCAGGAUUGGUACAAGAAGGAUCGCGAUGAAUGACACGAUCAUGUUUGUGGAGGAACCAGUCUGCACAGCCCAUUGCUGCUCGCAGAAGAAUACCUUUGGGUUGUAAACGUAUUUUAUAUUACCACGGAAUUGACCGAAAGAAACUGGAAUCACAGGGAUUAUCCAGAUGAGAGCCAAAAACAUCACUCUCGUCUUGGUAACGAUGCCAUCGUACGUCAAAGGCGACUUGACUAUCGCUAGGUACCGAUCAUAAGACACUGCUACUAAGUGAAAAAUGGUGUUGAUAUAAAAGUAUCUUGCAAAGGACGAGUUGAGAUUACACAUUGUUUGACCAUACAACCAAUUUUCUUGUGCUAUGCUUUCGAUGAGGAAUGAGUUCACGAGGAUUAACAGCAAAAAGUCCGAUAAAGCGAGGCUGGCAAGUAAAAUAUACCGCAUCACAUGAAAUCUUGGUUCCAAGAUGAUCGUUACUAGGACAAUGAAGUUACCAGGAAGACCGAUCAGGUCGAAAAGUGCGAGGAAAGCGGCUAUCACUUGAGGUAAAGCCAUGGGUGAAAUAGGUGAUGAGUCAUGUGCUUUGCAUUGCUUGACUGUUUUGAGCAAAGUAACACAAAUGAGUUUGCGGUAUUCUUAAAUGUAUGUGCUUUUACACCUGACUUGAAUAUUAUAAAAAAAUUUCUCGCACAAUGGUCGCUCUUAAUGCUGACGGAAAAUGGUCCAAAACAGUAAGAAAACGGAGGCCUUGGCUAUAAAAGAAAUAGCCAUUUCGUUAAGUCGCAAAGAUUUUACUAAAACUUUUACUUUAUUGGCCAACAGAUUAUGUGCUAUUAUGAUCUCUUGUAAAAAUAUACGAAACAUAUGUAAAAUUAGAUAAAUUUCCCUUAGCCUCGUUUCGCUUCGUUUUUAAUAUUAUUUUCGGGAACAAAAGAAUCACUUUGUAUGGAUAAAAAUCUUUUUUUUAAAGAAAAAGGGACAAAGAAUCUGAUCGACAUUAACCUUCACGCAGACGUUUAACUAUUGUAACAGGAAACGUUUGUAAGCAGCCGCUCAUGUAGACUUAAAAUCACAGCUAUUGUGUCAAUCAUGAAAAUGAAGUAAAACCUUUGACGUCCUUGAGAAACAUAUGCCGCACUCGAUUUGUCAGCUAAUUUCGUUUAGUUAUUUUUUCUGCAAUAUAUUUGGACAGUUAAAUUUUUGUUUAUCUUCUGCUGUACUGAGAUUACACCAGCCUCCGCAUUAAGAAAAAAAAAAAAUCGGCGAGCGAAGAGAGCUGAGCGGUAGUCCACCGCUCCGCUCGCUUCGCCCUCUAAUUAUUUUUUUUUCUGUUUCACCCCGUUUUUUGCCUUUUUCCCCCACUUUGGGGUCUGGUCCCAGGCUACGAUUACCCUUUUUAAAGUAAAUAGUUAAGUAAUCUAAAUUUUAAAAAAUAAUAAUAAUAAAAUGAUAACAGUGGUUGUUAUGAAAAUAAAUAAUUCUAGCUGAAAACAUGGAACCACUUUACGCACCAUGAGUAACUUCAAAAUGACUAUUUAGAAAAUCACAGCGGAUAAAACGUUAAAGGAUGGAUGGCAAAAAAAAAAACACUUUUGUUCGCGCAUGAAAAUCGAAAGUUGAAAACGGAAAACAGUAUUCAACUCAGACAAAAGAAAAUCUGCACUUUUAUUUACUAGGCUUUGAUUCAUCGUUUACUAGAAACGAAACAAAUUCGAACAGGACGUUAAUUUCGAUACUUAGAGGCAUUAGUCGAUGUUUGGCUUCCCUGGAAAAAUCCACAGGUGAAUUCUCAACAGUAUGUAAAAACUGAGUGCUCUGAUGUGGCUUAGGGCCUAUAAUCACGAUUUCGGCUUGUGACUAGUUCAAAUCUACAAGGUUUGUUUAGAGUAUUCCGGAUACGCUUUUGUUUCACGCGCGUCUUGUGACAUGCAAGUCAGCUAAGAAAUGGUAUUUAAUGCGCAUAUGCAUCAGCUGACUGUGUCCCUUUAAACCUCAAUCCAAGUGAGAAGUAAGUGUUAAUGUUGGCUUAGGGGAGGGGUAGGUGGGCAGUUUCCCAGUAACGUAUCUUAAGUCUUGUUAUCCGGCCUUCUUUUGUUUUCCAUGCAUUUACUUUGGAGUAUUUUUAGACGCUUCAGAUGACGUAACCUUUGUCCAGCACAACUGACUUUUCUUCCAUUCAAACUGCAGCCAUGAAAUCGGGCGGCGACGAAAGGAAUAAAUGUUAUGGUAUGCGGUCAACAACUGCCCAAUUACUUGGAUAUAUAAUAUCAGUGUUCAGUGCUUUCCUGUACUAUUAUUUUCAAGAGGUUGAAAGUAAACACGAUGUUAAUUUAUAGGAGGUGCUAUAAAGGGGAUUAAAGUAGAACCUCGAUAACUCGCUCUGAUGGGAUUCCAGUUAUCGGGUUUGAUUGAAUGGUCACUUUGCCAUAUUAAUAGCUCAUGGUUUACCGUAAACUUCCAAUUAUAAUAGCCCUCCUCUCCCCACUUGUAAGCUCUCUAAUUUAAACUGCCUCGCCUCUAGUCGCUCGCGAUCGCUGGGGGAUAUUGAGUUCCCAUCAUCCCUCUCUCGUACUUUUCGCUUGUCUCGCUCGGCUUGUCUCGCGCGCUAGCGUGUUCUCCUACUUAGCCUUGGGAAGCCUGUGGAAGAGGCAGCUCAUUUAUAGGCCCAUCUACCGGUAAUCAAAGAAUACAUGCGUUUAUAAAAACUGGUAACUUAGUCCUCUACAACCACGCCCAAAGGGCUUUCGCUUAGAUGGAAUGACUCAGUUCAAUUAGAUCAAAAUUUUGCCUUAUAGUUAUUUAACAAUGUACAUUAAAAAAAAAAAAAAGAAGAAGAAUAGUUGAUAAAAAUGGGUUCGCAUCCCGUUGAGGUUCGGGAUUUUUUUUCGGGUUAAUUUGCAGUUGCUUAAAUUUCAAUUACCACUGCGACGAUCAUAUCUUCAUUUGAAAAAAUAACAAUAAAGUAUUUAAUUUCACUGAUUCAAGACAAUUUACAAUAUCAGCAGCAACAAAACAGUGCUUGGCAACUUUUGAAUCAUAAAAAUAAAAUAAUAAUAAUAACUAAAUAAAUAAAUCUACCUGGAGUUUUAAAAACCGGGUUGCCUGAAAUCUUAAGUCAAGUCCAGCACAUUGCAGGCAAUCUUUCAAAACUUAAUUUGCUUAAAGCCCUGAUACUUUUAGUGUAAAAAUAACAAUCUCACUCUUCAGGACUAACCACCCUCACCUCUUAAACAUGGGCUCCAAAAAACUUCCUGGAAUUGACAGAAAUCAGUGCAAAUUCCAGAAAAUUUGCACGAGGGCAGCAACAGCCCGGCCCGCCCCCGUUGGCCCAGCUAAUAUUUUUUGAGGGGGGCUUCCGUCAAACUAAGCGUCAUGUUGUUGAACAGUCAUGGGGCUUUCAUCUGGUAUGCAUUUGGGGUAGUCUGGUUAAAUUCCAGGGGGGUGGGGUUGUUGUAAAGACUAUGCUUUGUGCUAGAGUGCAGAUUUGCUGAGUUUUGUACCUGGGCUUACCCCUGUCUUUCAAAGCUCAAUGUCUCCCUCAAAUUAAGGGGGGGUUGUGUCUGGCUGGGUGCCAUGUUGUUGCACAGACACGGGGCUAUCGUCUGGUAUGCAUUUGGGGUAGCCUGGUUAAAUUCCAGGGGAGUGGGGUUGUUGUAAAGUUUGAUGUGUUUUUGCACUCUUAUGCAGUUUGUUUGUGCUGUUUGCAUGCAAUGCAAUGACCCACUCUGUUGAAAAUGUUCCUAGUCAGCAAGCAGUUGAACUGCUGGUUUUAGGACUUGGUUUUGUUGAGCAGAGUUGGCUUAGAUUGUUUUUGGGAGACCAGCUUCAAUUAAAAAUGGGGUGAACUGGUGAAUUGGCUUUGCAAUCGGUGACACCGACACUAAAAAUUGCUUCUUAAAAUGCCUUAUUUUCCAGAUUAAUGAGGAAAAUUUCACUUUUGUUACCUUCAAGACUGACGAUUCUAUCAAAUGGAAGCUCAUGUAUUCAAUAAUUUCUUUUUGACGUGAGAUUUGACUUUUCAAGUAACAAUGGCCAUCAAAUUAACAAUCAGUGCGAGAGACUGACAUUUUUUAGUAGCCCGGUUUUCAAAAAACUAGGUAUAAAUAAAUAACAAAAAUAAAAAGGUCGUUGAUGGGAGAAAAAACCCGAAAUAUUUUGGAAUAUUUUGGAAAGCUUACCCUUCCCGUAUCUAAAAAGUAUCUAAUCGGUGAAGUUAAAAGAGAGUGGAGUGGCAUAUUUUGAAAACGCUAUUUCUUUUGCUUUUCUUUCCUGUUUUGUUUUUGUUUGUCUUUUUUUUGCUCUCUGACAAAAAAAGUUCUCCAAGUUAUAGGCAUUUUCAGUCAUAAUUAUUACAUUAUACUGUCUUUUUUUAAAUUGGAUGGAUCUCGCUAUUUGUUGGGAUAUAGCAGUGUUAGGUAGCAUAUAAUUUAACGAGAUUAGAAUGGCAUAGGAAGAACUCAUUCAGUAUUAAAAUUUAAAGAUUAUAGUUACUUUAUAAUUUACCUCGUCAAAAUAACAAAAUGACAGUAAAUCAAAAGACAACGGUCUAUAGUUAGGGAUAAAAGGUAAUUAGUUGACAAAUGAUUCGAAAGGUGCGCUCGUUAUCAAAUAUUCUGUUAAUCGCAGAGGAAAGUUAAGGUUUUUACUUCAACGAUUGCGGUUUUGCAGUGAUCAGAGAUUGCUUCUUCUUCCUUCAAAAAUUAUUUUCACUGUUUCAAAGAGAUUAAAUACAAACCAAACAACCAAAAAACCCUAAAUAUAUAUUUUCUAAAGAAAACAAAAGUGAAAAAAAACCGAAACUAAGCUUUCAGGAAUUUUACAAGAUUUUCCAUAUGUUACUCCCUGCGUUUUAGUUACAGUGUGGGACCAACUUCCGUCCACAUAAUCAGCUAAAGAAAAGAAAUGACGCCAAUUGUAUAAGAAAAUAUUCAAGUCAGCUGUAAAAAGUACAUACAUUUAAGAAAAUUAACUCACUUUGGUUGCUUUACUCGUAACGUUCAAACAAAUUACAUUACUUGUAUGUACGCAACUCCAGUCAUAAGCUUUCCUCAAGUGAUAGCAGCCUUCCACGCACUUUUCGACGCGAUCGGUCUUCCUGGUAAUUUAUUAGUCAUAGUGACGAUCAUCCUCGAAUCAAGAUUUCAUGUGAUGCGAUACAUUUUACUGGCAAGUCUCGCUUUAUCAGACUUUCUUCUGUUGGUCCUCGUCAACUCAUUCCGCAUCAAAAGCAUAGCACAAGAACAUUGGUUAUAUGGCCAAACAAUGUGCUAUCUCAACCCAUUCUUUGUCAGAUACUUCUACAUCAACACGGUUCUUCACUUGCUGGCAGUGUCUUAUGAUCGAUACCUAGCGAUCGUCAAGUCGCCUUUGACGUACCAUGGCACCAUUACAAAAACCAGAGUAGCAUUUAUGGCACUUAUCUGGAUAAUCCCGAUUCCACUUUCCAUCGGUCCAUUCCUUGGUUGGGGAAAGUACGUUUACAACCCAGAGGUGUUCUUCUGCGAGCAGGGAUGGGCUGUGCAGAGUGAUUCAGCAAGAGGAAACACGAUCGUUUUACCGAUCGCGACGUUUAUUGUGCCAUUCGUGGUCAUUGUAUUCCUGAACGGGUCUGUGUACAAGGCGGCGCGAAGGCAGAUAAACGCCAUUGAAAACCAAGUGGCUGAAACUGAAAGCCCUCAGCAGCAAGAGAUCGUAUCGAGGAGGCUGAGCGACCGCAAGGCAGCUGUCGAUGUCACCAUCAUCAUCUCUGCGUUCGUGCUGUGCUAUCUCCCAGGCUGGCUCGUGGGCAUUUGCCGUCAGUUCGUUCCAGGAAUCGAUGUCCCGGCCGAGGUAAUUCUCGCCACAAACUGUACUUUCUUCGUCAGCACCCUGUGUAACCCGUUCAUCUACUCUAUCCGUAAAAGAGAAUUCCGUGCCGCAGUAAAGAACGUAUUCAGAUUGAUUGGAGUUUGUAUUUAG
Molecule: messenger RNA, 13488 nt
Organism: Porites lobata
Lineage: Eukaryota; Metazoa; Cnidaria; Anthozoa; Scleractinia; Poritidae
Source: the annotation of a GenBank genome assembly